This is a messenger RNA of Notothenia coriiceps (black rockcod), 786 nucleotides long. Its product is annotated as thyroid hormone receptor beta-like. Bases 52 to 786 code for a protein of 244 amino acids. The transcript is spliced from 6 exons. Gene Ontology annotation, cellular component: RNA polymerase II transcription regulator complex. The record is from RefSeq and is a predicted model, not a curated record. NCBI's taxonomy places the organism in Eukaryota, Metazoa, Chordata, Actinopteri, Perciformes, Nototheniidae. Gene Ontology annotation, molecular function: nuclear receptor activity; zinc ion binding; RNA polymerase II cis-regulatory region sequence-specific DNA binding. Gene Ontology annotation, biological process: cell differentiation; retinoic acid receptor signaling pathway; thyroid hormone receptor signaling pathway.
CAGCCAGAGUUCUUCCCCGAGAUCUCACCUGACUUCGCUCACCUGCAGUGGAUGCAGGGAGAAAACAGGAGAGGGUAUAUUCCCAGUUACCUGGACAAGGAUGAGCUCUGUGUCGUAUGUGGGGACAAAGCCACGGGUUAUCACUAUCGCUGCAUCACCUGUGAAGGGUGCAAGGGAUUCUUCAGGCGGACGAUCCAGAAGAACUUGAAUCCGACGUACGCCUGUAAAUACGAGGGAAAUUGCGUCAUCGACAAAGUGACGAGGAACCAGUGCCAGGAAUGUCGCUUCAAGAAGUGCAUCGCGGUGGGAAUGGCAACCGACUUGGUAUUGAACGACAGCAAGAGGCUGGCGAAGAGGAAACUGAUCGAGGAAAACCGGCAACGGCGUCGGAAAGAAGAGCUCCAGAAGACGGUGUGGGAUCGCCAGGAACCGACGCAGGAGGAGUGGGAUCUGAUCCGAAUGGUGACGGACGCCCACAUGACCACAAACGCACAAGGAAACCACUGGAAACAGAAGCGGAAAUUCCUGGUCGAGGAAGCAAUGCUUCUUAAUGAAAUAACAUGUAAUUUAUUCUAUACUUCUGACCAGAGUGCUGCAGGGGUGAAGGAAGAUAAGCCUGAGGAUAUUGGUCAAGCGUCGAUGGUCAAUACGCCGGAAGAAAACAAAGUGGAUAUAGAAGCCUUCAGUCAGUUUACAAAAAUUAUCACCCCUGCCAUAACCCGAGUGGUGGACUUUGCCAAAAAACUGCCUAUGUUUUGUGAUGUAAGUGUGAAAAAAAGAGGAUAA